AUGAUGGACAUCGACCGCGACCGUGACCGCGAGCAGCGCGCCUACGAGCGCGACACCAAGCGGUACAAGCAGGAGAGGAUCAAGGAGGGAACCAUGAGCCCUUCCGUCAUGCCUAAGCUUGCUGCGAUUGGCGGGCAUCCCCCACCAGCUGUUGGCCCCGGUCUACCUCCGCUUGCAACCCAGACUGGCUAUCCGAUGCCCCCAGGUCCAUCGGGUCCGCCACCUCCGCCUCCCGGACCUAGUGCUGUGGAUCCGAACUCCCAGUCACCCGCUCGACCCGUCCCCGCCUUCCUCGAUGAACUCGAUCCGAGUGUGAUGCCACCCGAACUGAAGAAGGAGGGUCCGGAAUAUUGGGCCGUCUUCAAUCCGAAGACGAAGCGUGUGAUUGACAUAGAUAUUGUGCACACCUUCCCUCACCCAAGCGUGGUAUGCUGCGUGCAGUUCUCCGCGGAUGGCAAAUACCUGGCCACGGGAUGCAAUCGAAAAGCACAAAUCUUUGACGUGAAGACUGGUCACAAGACAGCCGAGUUCUUGGACAAAAAUGCGAAUGCCAACGGCGAUCUGUACAUCCGUAGCGUGUGCUUCAGCCCCGACGGCAAGUAUCUUGCAACAGGCGCCGAGGACAAGCUGAUCAGACUCUGGGAUAUCGCGAAAGGCCGCAUCCGCCAGGUCUUCGAGGGCCACCAGCAGGAGAUCUACUCCCUCGUCUUCUCGCACAAUGGCAAGCUGAUCGUCUCCGGCUCUGGCGACAAGACCGCGCGCAUCUGGGACAUCUCCGACCCGAGCAACAACAAGGUGCUGGCGAUCAACGAGCCCGACACGCUCACUACGGAAGCCGGCGUCACAAGCGUGGCCAUCUCGCCCGACGGCCGCCUCGUCGCGGCGGGUUCGCUCGACACCGUCGUUCGCAUUUGGGACGUCGCGACUGGGCAGCUGCUCGAGCGCCUGCGUGGGCACCGCGACAGUGUCUACAGCGUGCGCUUUACGCCCGACGGUCGCGGCUUGAUCAGCGGGAGCUUGGAUAAGACGCUGAAGUACUGGGACAUCACGCCGGUGACGAGCGCGGGCAAGCACAGGGAGAUGGUGCACUGCACGAUGAGCUUUGCGGGGCAUAAGGACUAUGUGCUGUCGGUCGCGGUGUCGCCAGAUGGCCAGUGGGUGGUGUCGGGGUCGAAGGACCGCUCGGUCACGUUCUGGGACUCGCGGACAGCGACGAUGCAAUGCAUGCUGCAAGGGCACAAAAACUCCGUUAUCUCCAUCGACCUCAAUCAAACGGCACAAAUGCUUGCAACGGGAAGUGGAGAUUCGCAAGCGCGCAUCUGGGCGUACACACCGUACAAUGGGCCCUAG
This is a messenger RNA of Schizophyllum commune H4-8, 1350 nucleotides long. Its product is annotated as WD40 repeat-like protein. Gene Ontology annotation, molecular function: protein binding. The transcript has 7 exons. The coding region runs from base 1 to 1350 and encodes 449 amino acids. NCBI's taxonomy places the organism in Eukaryota, Fungi, Basidiomycota, Agaricomycetes, Agaricales, Schizophyllaceae. The record is from RefSeq and is a predicted model, not a curated record.